This is a messenger RNA of Jatropha curcas, 955 nucleotides long. RefSeq names its product small ribosomal subunit protein eS7. Gene Ontology annotation, cellular component: cytosolic small ribosomal subunit; small-subunit processome; 90S preribosome. Gene Ontology annotation, biological process: ribosomal small subunit biogenesis; translation; rRNA processing. Gene Ontology annotation, molecular function: structural constituent of ribosome. Lineage: Eukaryota; Viridiplantae; Streptophyta; Magnoliopsida; Malpighiales; Euphorbiaceae. The record is from RefSeq and is a predicted model, not a curated record.
CCAAGCAGAAACACCAAGCGAUCCUGAUCCUUCAUUCUGUAGUUUUAAGCCAUCUUAAUCUCCAAACCCUAGGGUUUUUCUCUGAUCCGCAAAGCUUCUCCCUCUCCCACUCGUACACACCGUUUAGUUCGAUAUUUGCUUCUCCUUCAGUUCUGUUCUAUUUGUGCCAGUUUUGUGAAGAUGUAUACUACUAAGCAGAAGAUUCAUAAAGACAAGGAUGCUGAACCCACUGAAUUUGAGGAGUCAGUUGCACAGGCUCUCUUUGAUUUGGAAAAUACCAAUCCGGAGCUGAAAAGUGACAUGAAGGAUCUUUACAUUAAUUCAGCAGUUCAAAUUGAUGUUGCUGGGAGUCGGAAGGCUGUUGUUAUCCAUAUUCCAUUCAGAUUGAGGAAAGCUUACAGAAAGAUUCAUGUUAGACUCGUGCGAGAACUUGAGAAGAAGUUCAGUGGCAAGGAUGUAAUCCUGAUUGCCACCCGGAGGAUUUUAAGGCCUCCAAAGAAAGGUUCAGCUGUUCAAAGGCCUCGCAGCCGCACACUCACUGCUGUGCAUGAGGCAAUGCUGGAGGAUAUUGUAUUACCUGCUGAAAUUGUUGGCAAGCGCAUCAGAUAUCGAAUUGAUGGAUCCAAGAUAAUGAAGGUUUUCUUGGACCCAAAGGAGCGAAACAACACGGAAUAUAAGUUGGAGACCUUUUCUGCAGUUUACAGGAAGCUUUCAGGCAAAGAUGUUGUGUUUGAGUUUCCAGUAACCGAGGCAUAAAAGUACUGAGAGCUAUAACAUCUUUUUUUGAAUGUUUUUCGUCUGAAUUACUUGUAGUGCGCUCUUUAAAUUUUGACAAUGAUGAGUUUAUUUAGCAAUCAGAAAAUGUUUGUUAUGGAUUCAUCUUCUUUGUUGUGAUCAAUGCUGAGUUCUAGAACUUUACAGAUAUCAGCUAAGUUCAUAUUAUUACAUCCUUACA